Cannabis sativa is the source of this 3990-nucleotide messenger RNA. Its product is annotated as receptor-like kinase TMK3. Gene Ontology annotation, biological process: protein phosphorylation. The record is from RefSeq and is a predicted model, not a curated record. The transcript has 2 exons. Gene Ontology annotation, molecular function: ATP binding; protein kinase activity; protein binding. Lineage: Eukaryota; Viridiplantae; Streptophyta; Magnoliopsida; Rosales; Cannabaceae. The coding region runs from base 719 to 3655 and encodes 978 amino acids.
AAAUUUAAUUAACAAAAUUACUUGUAUUUUAAGAAUGUGUUUUUAAUUGUAUUUAUAAAAAGGAAUGAAAGAUACUUAGAGUAAGAAUUGAGAAUAAUAAUAAUAAUAAUAUUAAUUUGUUGUCACCAUCAAUAAUUAUUUAAAUAAAUAAAUUGAUGCAUUAUGUUUGGAUAUUAAGGUGGUAAAAUUAUAUUCAAAUUUGGACAGAUUUCAACAAUUUUUCGUUAUGAAAUUGUAAUUGCAUGAGCUCAGCUGCAUGCAUGACAUAUAUAAUUAUGAAUUUGUUUCUUUCGAAACAAAGUGAAAAUAUAAUUAUACAAAUUUAUUACUUUAAAUGCAUGCGAUUUUUAAUUAUUAUUAUUAUUAUUAUUUUUUUUUUUAAAAUUAUUGGUAUGAGAAAAUAAUUAAAUUACAAUUGCAACGUAAAAGAAAAUGAACAGAACAAAAAGAGAGAAGAAAGCAAUCUGAGAGAGAGAGAGAGAUACUGAGAAAGUGUCACAUGGUGGAGUCCUACUCAGACUUUUAGGGUUCCUUCUCCAACCUCUGAAUUCCCUUUUCUUUUUCUCACUUGGGUUCUCCACAUUCUCCAUGAAAGCUCCCAUUUUCUUCUCCUCAAGCUUUUCUUAGUGCAUUCUUGUAAUAUGAACAAGGUGGCAUAGCAUCAUCAUCAUCAUACAUUGAAGUGUUUGUACGUGAAUCCUUAGUUGAAGUGAUAGCCAUGGAGGAAGAUGAUAAAGUUAGAAGGCUUAACAUUGUUGUGGUUUUUUUGUGUCUUUUGAUGAGGCUAUGUUAUGGUGUGACAGACCCCAAUGAUGUUAAGGUGUUAAGUGAUUUUAGAGAAGGUUUAGACAAUGCUGAGCUUCUCAAAUGGCCAACUGAUGAGGAUGAUGAUGACCCUUGUGGUCCUCCUUCAUGGCCUCAUGUGUUCUGUGUUGGGGACAGAGUUUCUCAGAUUCAAGUUCAGAAUCUUGGUCUUCAGGGAACUCUGCCCAAGAAUUUUAACCAACUCUCAAAACUAUCUAAUUUAGGCCUCCAAGGAAACAAGUUCAGAGGAGAAUUGCCUAGUUUUAGUGGCUUAUCUGAAUUGGAAUUUGCUUACUUAGACAACAAUGAAUUUGAUACAAUCCCAUUUGAUUUCUUUUCUGGUCUUACCAAUAUAAGAGUCUUGGCUUUGGAUCACAAUCCUUUUAAUGCCACUACUGGAUGGUCUCUUCCUGGUGAUUUGGCAGAAUCAGUUCAAUUAAAUAAUCUUUCUUUAGUUGGUUGUAAUUUGGUGGGUUCAGUUCCAGAAUUUCUAGCAACAUUGCCUUCUCUUAUGGUGCUUAAACUCUCAUACAACAGAUUGUCUGGUGAAAUUCCCAUGAAUUUUGGAAUGACUUUGAUGCAGAUUUUGUGGUUGAAUGAUCAAGAUGGUGAGGGAAUGACUGGUUCAAUCAAUGUAAUAGGGUCAAUGACUUUGUUGACACAAGUUUGGCUACAUGGAAAUCAAUUCACAGGAAUCAUUCCUGAGAAUAUUGGUGAUCUUUCUUCACUCAGGGAUCUCAACCUCAAUGGAAACAGACUUGUUGGAAUAAUCCCUCAAAGCUUGACCAAAAUGGAGCUCAACAGAUUAGACUUGAGCAAUAACUUGUUUGUUGGUCCAAUACCGAAGUUCAUGUCUGGUAAUGUUUCAUAUGCUUCCAAUUUCUUUUGUCAAUCUGAGCCUGAUCUUGAAUGUGCACCAGAAGUUAAUGCACUUCUAGACUUUCUUCAUCAUGUAAAUUACCCCGAAAUGCUUGUCUCUGAGUGGUCUGGUAAUGAUCCUUGUGUUGGUCCAUGGAUCGGUUUGAGUUGCAAUCAAGACUCCAAAGUUUCUAUUCUGAAUUUGCCUGGACAUAAGCUGAAUGGCACUCUUAGUCCUUCACUUGCCAACUUAACUUCUCUGCUUGAAAUUCGCCUUUCGGGAAACCAUUUAAAUGGCACCAUUCCUGAGAAUUUAACUGAAUUAGAGCAUUUGAGACUCUUGGAUUUAACUGGCAACAAUCUUGAGCCUCCAAUUCCUAAAUUUCGGGGUAGUUUGAACCUCAUCAUAGAUGGAAAUUCUUUGUUAUUGCUUGGAAACCAGACAACUUCACCUGCUGCCAUACCAGUGGGAAGUCCAUUGCCUGGACCAUCAUCAACACCUCCCUCUCCAUCUCCAUCAAGUGACUCAUUAUCACACUCUCCAACAUCUUAUACUCCACCAUCCCCAGCUUCUGUUUCUGAUGAAGUAGAGUCUCAACCGAAACAAUCAAAAAGUUCGAAACAAGUUACAACUGUGGCUGGAAUUUCUGGUGCUGCUACUUUUGUUGCUUUUGUGACACUUUUUCUGUCUAUAUACUGUUUUAGGAAAAGGAAAGGAAGCUUAGAGGCUCCUAAUUCAAUUGUGAUUCAUCCAAGAGAUCAAUCUGAUCCAGACAACAUGGUUAAGAUAGCAGUUUCACAUAACACUACAGGAAGCUUAUUCACUCCAACAGCAUCUAGUUCAAUCAGCAGCAGUGGCACUGAGUCAAGACACAUUGAGGCUGGAAAUCUCCUUAUAUCUGUUCAAGUUCUUCGAAAGGCGACUAAGGAUUUUGCGCCUGAGAAUGAGCUCGGUCGUGGUGGAUUUGGAACUGUUUACAAAGGUGAACUUGAAGAUGGAACAAGAAUAGCUGUUAAGAGAAUGGAAGGUGGAUUAAGUAGUAACAAAGUACAUGAAGAAUUUGAUGCUGAAAUAGCUGUUUUAUCCAAGGUUAGACAUAGGCAUUUGGUUUCUCUCUUGGGUUACACCAUUGAAGGAACUGAGAGGCUUCUUGUUUAUGAUUAUAUGCCUCAAGGAGCCCUUAGUAGACAUCUUUUCCAUUGGAGAAGCUUAUGUUUGGAACCUAUAUCUUGGAAAAGAAGACUCAUAAUUGCACUUGAUGUUGCUAGAGGAAUGGAGUAUCUACAUGGUUUAACUCACCAAACUUUCAUACACCGUGAUCUUAAGUCUUCUAACAUUCUUUUGGGAGAUGAUUUUCGGGCCAAGGUUUCGGAUUUUGGAUUGGUUAAACUUGCUCCUAAUGGGAAAAAUUCUGUUGCAACUAAACUGGCUGGGACAUUUGGAUAUCUUGCACCUGAGUAUGCAGUUAUGGGAAAGAUCACUACAAAAGCUGAUGUAUUCAGCUUUGGAGUAGUGUUGAUGGAGCUUAUAACUGGCUUAACAGCACUAGACGAAGGGCGGUCAGAGGAGAGCCGGUACUUAGCCAAUUGGUUUUGGCAAAUAAAGUCAAGCAAGGAGAAGCUCAUGGCUGCUGUUGAUUCAUCUCUUAAUAAUGCAGAUGAAGAAAGCAUCACCAAAGUAGCUGAGCUAGCCGGACACUGCACCGCGAGGGAACCAAACCAUCGGCCUGACAUGGGCCAUGUUGUGAAUGUGCUCUCACCAUUGGUUGAGAAGUGGAAACCAGUUUAUGAUGAAUUAGAUACUUGCUCUGGCAUUGAUUAUAGGCUACCACUUCCUCAACUUCUUAAGGCUUGGCAAGAAAUAGAAAGCAAUGAGGGUAGUAUUAGUAAUAGCUAUUGCUACAACAAUAACAAUCUCAAUGACAGCAAAGGGAGCAUUCCAGCUAGGCCAAUGGGAUUUGCAGACUCAUUGAGAUCAACUGAUGCUAGAUGAGUUUUAAAAUGAUGGUAAGAAAUGUUCCAUCAAUGGCCUUUGCUUUCUAGGCCAUGAUAGUGUUAAUGAAAAAUAUUGAAUUUUGGUUCCCACAUACAGAGAGAUUAUGGUGCUCAAAAGGCUAUUGUGGAUGUGGUUUUGGACUUUUCUUUAUAUUUCAAAUUGUUUGAGACAACAUUGUUAGAUGGGAGAGACUAUCAAUAUUGAGAUGUGUCAUUAAUAUUGUGUGUUACCCGUUGUAAAAUUCUGAAUAUCACAAGUGAAAUUUACACUUGUAAUUCGUGAGUUGCGUAUAUACAAAUUUUAAGAAUGAAUAGGAUUAUUUUUAGACUAUA